Brettanomyces nanus is the source of this 1938-nucleotide messenger RNA. RefSeq lists its product as uncharacterized. Bases 1 to 1938 code for a protein of 645 amino acids. Gene Ontology annotation, molecular function: protein binding. The record is from RefSeq and is a predicted model, not a curated record. Gene Ontology annotation, cellular component: nucleus; cytosol. NCBI's taxonomy places the organism in Eukaryota, Fungi, Ascomycota, Pichiomycetes, Pichiales, Pichiaceae. Gene Ontology annotation, biological process: protein deubiquitination. The transcript has a single exon.
AUGGAUGAAAACAUCUCUCGAUUGAUGGACAUGGGCUUCGAUGCCGAGGUUGCACGUGAUGCUCUUUCUAGAACCAACAAUCAACUCGAAGAUGCUAUUAAUGUUAUCUAUCCUCUGGAUGGUCAAGAGACCUUGCUUACGGCUCCUGAGGGGGCUCCUCCUAACUAUGAGCAGGCCUUAGUUCCGGGAACUACUGGGGCCACGGGAGCCACAGGAGACACGGGAACCGUGGGGACCACUUCCACUGGAGCCACUGGAGCAUCUUUGCCUAUCGGACCAGCUGUGCCUACCGCACCAACCACAAAGGACCAGAAUACCACUGCCAUCGACCUAGACGAUGAUCUCAAGUCAAAAAUUGCCCAGUAUGGGUACCAGGUUGAACACAAAGAGCGUAGCGAUACUGCUGACCAACAUAGUAUGAAAUCAAUCUCUUCUACAGGCAGCUACGUGCCUAUGUCCGAGUCUCCUCCACCUUAUAACAUUUACCAGGACGUAUCCAGGACUCGAAGAACUACAGAGAUUCCUCCGGUAUUACUUCCAAAUAGACAGGAACUUUUGGAAGGUUACAUGGCUCCAAUGUUAAUGAUUCUUUCGCAGAUAACUCGGUUCAGAGACUUGAUUUUGAAGCAUCAGUUCUUUAAUUAUGGCUAUGCUCCUCGCUGGUGGCAGUCGGAACCAUGCUUGGCCAACGCUAUGGUUACUCAGGAGAUUCAAAGACUUGUGGCGUUUCUUACAGGCGACUCUAAGCGUGCAUUCUCGUCUAUUCACAACUUAACAGAGGCCACAAGAAAGAUCAUUACAGAGGAUUACGAAACCGUAUCUGAAUUUAUCCUUUUCGUCAACAAGGCGAUCAUGGAUUUGUUUGGGGGAGCAGAUUCCAGUCUUAGACAACCGCUAGGCGAACUAUUUGAUACCUAUAUCGAUUCUCCUAUGCUUGCAAAUGAACAGCAUUCCUACAAGUCCUUUACUAUUGAACCUUCUUUCUUUAGCAAGGAUAUAUAUCAUAUCAUGCAUGCACUUAUGUGGGAAAAGGAUUUCUCUAAAAUAGAAUUGAACAAAUUCCAGAAGAUUAGUGAUAUUCUGACUUUCGCAUUCGACAGUAACGGAGAGACAGUGAAGGGAGGAGGCUUUAUAUUAUCGAACGAGUUCUAUCCACAGAUUUACACGGACAAAUAUGAUCAUAUAGUGAAGGAAAAGGUGGAUAAAUUACAAGAAUUGAAGGAGGAAUCAGCAAAAGUAACGUCAGAAAUGCUUCGGUUGAGAUCGUAUAAGGGGAAGAGAGUUUCUCCUCUGUUGGAAUCCACCAUUAGUUACUUGAAAGAGAUGAGUGGUGAAGAUACAGAACUUAUUGGAAGUGCGGUUGAGGAGUUAACAUCCAUACAGGCUCAUAUAACCGAGAUUGGUGAGAAGGAUGCUAAUAGGUUGGAGGAGAUUACUCAGGAGAGAAAUAGCGUGGAUAUAUUUGAUGUUAAGGUGGAUAUUGAGUCUGCUGUUGCUGCUGCUGUUGCUGCCACCGAGGCCGGGACUGAGGCCGAAGCCAAGGUGGAGCCGUGGAUAUUGGCCGGAAUUAUCAUCAACGAGCGUCAAUUCUGCUAUUUAUCGAAGGAUACUGAUGAGUGGCAGUGCUUUUAUUAUGAGCUGGACAAAACGAGAAACUACGAAUUUGAGACGAUGACAUUCUCAGAGAUCCAGGAUCAGAUCAAAACGUAUUCUGGAGCCGAUUUUGAGAACGGCAUGACACUUUUCUAUGUUAGAAAGUCUGUUUUCUACGAGACAUCUCAGGUCAAGCUGAAUGCUGGUCUAGAGGAGUUUAUUAGGAAGGAUAAUAAGCAGCUAGAGAAGGACCUUAGUGAGACCGCUGGGACCUCUGAGACCUCUGGGACAUCUGAGACCUCUGAGACCUCUGAGACCUCUGAGACAUCUGAGACUGAAAUAUAG